Messenger RNA from Hyphopichia burtonii NRRL Y-1933, 1133 nucleotides. RefSeq names its product glutathione-disulfide reductase. Lineage: Eukaryota; Fungi; Ascomycota; Pichiomycetes; Serinales; Debaryomycetaceae. The record is from RefSeq and is a predicted model, not a curated record. Gene Ontology annotation, molecular function: glutathione disulfide oxidoreductase activity. Gene Ontology annotation, cellular component: Golgi lumen; cis-Golgi network; fungal-type vacuole. Gene Ontology annotation, biological process: cellular response to oxidative stress. The transcript has 4 exons. Bases 287 to 1096 code for a protein of 269 amino acids.
CAGUAGUAGUGGCUGCUGUUAUACUUGUCGUUAUACCGUAUGUUAUAGUAUAGGUGGUAUAGGGUAUAGAUGGUAUAGGUGGUAUAGGUGGUAUAGGUGGUACGAGGCAUAGAUGUAUGCUAUGGAUAGCUAUAUUCCUGGCUGUAGAUAGUAUUCAUUAGAUGUAGGGCUACGGCAUUCCCUUGUGAGAUUGUUUCCCCGGGUCGACAGCUGAUCGAACUUACUUAUUGUUCGGUUGACUUAUUGUUCCAACGAUCGUAUCACAAUAGCAGGGAAGAUUGUAGUGAUGAACGUGAUUGGUAUUGGGAUUAGUGACGGCAGACUUCGUGAUAUUGGUGGUGCCAAUGGUGAUAUUGGUGGUGCUGGUGGUGAUAUUGGUGGUGCUGGUGGUGCCAAUGGUGAUAUUGGUGGUGCUGGUGGUGGUAUUUGGCUUGUUGUGUAUGCAACAUUAGAUACACAAAUUCAAGAUUCUAAACAACAAACAUUAAUUACAUCCAAUAAUUUAAUUGAUUCAAAUAAUGAUGAUAAGUUGGACGCAGCUAUAAAUAACGAAAUACUGAAGUUGGGAGGAGGGAAAGAAGAGGUGAAAGAAGAGAGCGAAAUCAUUGAAAAUACCCAAGAAGAAAAGAUUGAACAAACGAUUGAAAAUAUCAAGAAUGUUGAUGACGGUAAAACCAAUGACCAAUUAAGUAAACCGGUUACGGCCAAUAACGACGAAAUAUUAAAUAAAAACUUUGAUCCUGCUAAAGAAUUAAUUGAAAUUAGAUCAUUAUCACCAAUGACAAUAUUCAGUAAAACUUAUUGUCCAUACAGUAAAAAAGUUAAAAAAUUAUUAUUAGAUAAUUACCAGAUUACCCCUCAACCAUCAAUAGUUGAAUUAGAUAAACAUAGUCAUGGUGCUGAAUUACAAGAGUAUUUAUCAGAAUUGACCGGAAGACAUACGGUGCCAAAUAUCUUGGUUGGUUCAACUGAAUCCAGAGGUGGUGCGGAUGAUUUUAUUAAAUUACAUGAACAAGGAAUCUUAUUAGAUUUAUUAAAUCAAUGGGGGGAAAAAGAUUUGGAUGUUAAAAAAGUUGAAACUCCAUCAAAUUCUUAAUUUUAAUGUACUAUUAACUGUAAUUUAUAAAAUACAC